UAUAUAUAUGUGUAUAUAUAUUAUAUAAAAAAAUAAUAUUAUAAAAAUUAAAAUGGUUGUACCUACAAUGGAUAGUUUACCGCGAGUACCCGACACACAUGGGGAUGUUGUCGAUGAAAAAUUAUUUUCAGAUCUUUACAUACGAACAAGUUGGGUGGACGCACAUGUUGCAUUGGAUCAAAUUGAUAAGGGUAAAGCACGCGGUAAUAGAACGGCAAUUUAUCUGCGAUCAGUGUUUCAAUCCCAUCUUGAAUCGCUUGGUAGUUCAGUACAAAAACAUGCUGGCAAAGUAUUAUUUGUAGCUAUACUAGUGCUAAGUACAUUCUGCGUCGGUUUAAAAAGUGCACAGAUACAUUCUAAAGUGCAUCAGCUGUGGAUACAGGAGGGAGGACGGUUAGAAUCUGAGUUAGCGUACACACAAAAAACGAUAGGCGAGGAUGAAUCAACGACGCAUCAGUUAAUAAUACAAACGGCACACGAUCCGAAUGCGUCAGUUUUGCACCCGCAGGCACUGUUAGCACAUCUGGAGGUAUUAAAGAAAGCGACUGCUGUAAAAAUUCAUAUGUUCGAUGCGGAAUGGGGUUUGCGAGAUAUGUGUAAUUCGCCGACAACGCCCAGCUUUGAAGGACCAUAUUUCAUUGAGCAGAUAUUUAAGCAUCUGAUACCUUGUUCUAUAAUUACGCCACUAGAUUGUUUUUGGGAAGGUAGUUUGUUACUUGGACCAGAAUUUCCAGUAGAAAUACCUUUCAGUUUUAGUGCCAUGGACAAGCGCAUGGAUAAACGCAUAAUGUGGAGCACACUGAAUCCAUCAAGUUUAAUGCAAACAAUGAAGAAAGAAAUGAGUGAUAACAUUUCAUUUGAUUUUGAAACAGUGGAACAGUAUAUGAAACGUGCAGCUAUAACUUCUGGAUACAUAGAGAAGCCUUGUUUAAAUCCUUUAAAUCCACAAUGUCCAGAUACUGCACCUAAUAAAAACAGCACUCAACCACCAGAUGUGGGUUCUAUUCUUACCGGCGGCUGUUACGGUUAUGCCGCAAAAUAUAUGCAUUGGCCAGAAGAGCUUAUAGUCGGUGGUGUUGAACGUAACCGUUCUGGUCAUCUUAAAAAAGCAAAAGGUCUACAAACAGUGGUACAACUUUUAACGGAAAAGGAAAUGUAUGAUUUAUGGAAAGAAAAUUAUAAAGUACACCACAUUGGUUGGACAAAGGAAAAGGCUGCUGAGGUUUUAAAUGCUUGGCAACGUAAUUUUUCAAAAGAGGUGGAAACUUUAUUAACAAAUUCCCGUGUUUCCAAAAGUUAUGAUAUAUAUGUAUUCUCAUCAGCCACAUUAGAUGAUAUACUUGCAAAAUUUUCCAAUCCCAGUCCAUUGAGCAUACUUAUUGGUGUAAUUGCUACAGUUUUUUAUGCUUUCUGUACACUAAUACGUUGGAGAGAUCCAGUAAAGGGCCAAAGUAGUGUUGGUGUUGCUGGCGUUCUUUUAAUAGGAUUCUCUACAGCUGCUGGAUUAGGACUAUGUGCAUUGCUUGGUAUAGUUUUCAAUGCUGCCAGUACGCAAGUUGUACCAUUUCUAGCACUUGGAUUGGGUGUUGAUCAUAUAUUCAUGUUGACUGCUGUUUAUGCUGAAAGCAAUCGAAAAGAACAAACCAAAUAUAUAUUAAAGAAGGCAGGACCUAGUGUUCUAUUUAGUGCCAGUGUCACAGCCGGCUCCUUUUUUGCAGCCGUUUUUAUACCAGUACCCGCAUUAAAAGUGUUUUGUCUGCAAGCUGCUAUUGUUAUGUGUUUUAACUUGGCCGCGGUACUUUUAGUUUUUCCUGCAUUGAUAUCAUUGGACUUACGACGACGUACUUCGGGUAGAGCUGAUAUAUUUUGUUGUUGUUUUCCAAUUUGGAAAGAAAAGCCCGUUGCUUCAACUUUUAACAAUAAUACUAGAUACAGCAAUCCACAUAGCAGUAACACACUCAACAAUCAUAACGAUCGUUCUACCAAAAGUGCUACCAACAGUCAGAGCAUACAAAAUCAACAACAAACACACCAGGAGGAAGCAUUACUUUCAUGUAAUGAAAAACGUAUUCCAAGUUUUUCGUUAUCAAAGUUCGCAUUUAAAUAUUAUACACCAUUUUUAAUGAAAAGUUGGAUUAAAUUUUUGGCGAUCACAACUUUUGUGGGCACAGUAAUUUUUAGUAUAUUCGUUACCACACGUCUUCAGGAUGGUUUGGACCUAAUUGAUUUAGUACCCAAAAAUACGAACGAAUACAAAUUUCUUAAUGCACAAAGUACCAUGUUCGGUUUCUAUAGCAUGUAUGCUGUGACUCAAGGUAAUUUUGAGUAUCCUACAAAUCAACGCUUGUUGCAAGAAUAUCACGAUGCUUUCGUACGAGUGCCACACGUAAUCAAAAAUGAUAACGGAGGCUUACCUGAUUUCUGGUUGUCUAUGUUUCGUGAUUGGCUUAACAAUUUACAGCGCACAUUUGAUCGAGAGUUCAAAGAUGGGCGACUUACGCAAGAGGGCUGGCACAGUAAUGCCAGUAGUGAUGCUAUACUAGCCUAUAAAUUGCUAGUGCAAACGGGAUAUGUAGACAAUCCAGUUGACAAAACCUUAGUAACACAAAACCGCUUAGUUGACAACGACAAUAUAAUAAAUCCCAAAGCUUUCUACAAUUAUUUGUCUGCUUGGGCAACAAAUGACGUAUUCGCUUAUGGAGCCUCACAGGGAAAGCUUCAUCCAGAACCUCGUCAGUAUUAUCAUGUGCCUACUGAAUAUAAUUUAAAAAUACCUAAGAGCUUACCAUUAGUUUAUACACAACUACCAUUUUAUUUGCAUGGUUUGACUGAUACAUCUGAAAUAAAAGCACUUAUCGGGCAUAUUAGAGAUUUAAGUGUGAAAUUUGAAACACGUGGUUUACCCAAUUAUCCCUCAGGAAUUCCAUUUAUAUUUUGGGAACAAUAUAUGACAUUGCGUGCUUCACUCGGUCUGAUACUAUGCUGUUCAGUUAUUGCUGCAUUUUUUCUGGUCACUGUACUGUUGCUCUCAGCUUGGGCAGCUUUAUUGGUGGUAGUUAAUGUCGUUGCUUCUUUAGUGCAAAUAUUUGGCGCUAUGACACUUUUAGGUAUCAAACUAUCAGCCAUACCUGCAGUGAUAUUAAUAUUGAGUGUUGGAAUGAUUAUUUGCUUUACGGUGCAUAUAUCACUGGGUUUUAUGACCUCUGUUGGUAAUCGCGAACGACGAAUUCAUCUUUCGAUGCAAGUCUCGUUUAGUCCGCUAGUACACGCCAUACUAACAUCCGCUUUAGCAGUAUUUAUGUUAUCUACUUCACCCUUCGAAUUUGUCAUACGCCACUUUUUCUGGUUGCUGCUUAUAGUGCUGUGUGUUGGUGCAUUAAAUAGCCUUAUUGUUUUUCCCAUAAUAUUAAGCAUGAUUGGGCCUGAGGCUGAAUUAGUGCCACUCGAACAUCCGGAUCGAAUUUCAACACCAUCCCCUGUUAUGUCGCGCAACAAACGUGCCAAUAAGACUGUUAUCGUGCACGGUUCACGUUCUUCACGUUCUUGUAACAAACCACAUUAUCAUCAUAAAGAUGUUAAUAUUAAUGAUCCAUCUUUAACUACAAUUACCGAAGAGCCGCCAUCAUGGAAAUCAUCGUCAUCAUCAAUACAAAUGAAUAACGACUGGGGCAAUGGUGUGACAUCGACAAACCAAAAUAGCGCACAUUAUGGCAACAAUGGACAUUAUAUAAAUAACAGAAAUUUUAAUAACUACAAUUACCAUCAUCAACAAUAUCAACAUCCACCACAACAACAACAUUCUUAUAAUAUUCCGCCACCUCCAACAACAACACCACUACGCACACCACCAUCUACGCAUUAUCACCACCAUCAACAAGAACAUGCACCACAAAUGCAAAACUCAAGCAAAACAUGCAACUUGGGCAAUCCCAAUAACUUUCCACCAGAGCUGCAAAGCAUCGUUGUACAACCGGAAGUCACUGUUGAAACAACGCACUCUGAUACAAAUACAACAAAAGUAACAGCCACAGCAAAUAUUAAAGUUGAGCUAGUAACGCCCGGUCGUGCUGUGCGAAGCUACAGUUUCACAAGUUAGCAGUAAGAAUACAUUAAAAACUUAAGCGAAUGAAUGCAACUUAAGAUUAGUUAACUUAUUUAUUUAGUUAAUUUUGUAUUAAAAAACGAACGAAAUUAUGUGUUUUUAAGCCGAAUUUUAUUAUAAUUAUAAUAUCUGAAUGGCAUGUUAUAUAUAUAUAUCUAUUCAAUUGUAUUUAAGCAUAAGAGCAAGAAAUAUGC
Molecule: messenger RNA, 4296 nt
Organism: Teleopsis dalmanni
Lineage: Eukaryota; Metazoa; Arthropoda; Insecta; Diptera; Diopsidae
Product: protein patched-like
Exons: 6
Coding region: 53-4096 (1347 amino acids)
Biological process (GO): smoothened signaling pathway
Cellular component (GO): plasma membrane
Molecular function (GO): smoothened binding; hedgehog receptor activity; hedgehog family protein binding
Source: RefSeq, a predicted model, not a curated record